Messenger RNA from Lytechinus pictus (painted urchin), 6783 nucleotides. RefSeq names its product MAD2L1-binding protein-like. Gene Ontology annotation, biological process: regulation of exit from mitosis. The record is from RefSeq and is a predicted model, not a curated record. Lineage: Eukaryota; Metazoa; Echinodermata; Echinoidea; Temnopleuroida; Toxopneustidae. The transcript is spliced from 2 exons. Gene Ontology annotation, cellular component: nucleus. The coding region runs from base 64 to 762 and encodes 232 amino acids.
UUUAUGUGAUUGGCGGAAAUUUCAAAUCAAGGACAAGGUCAAGGAGCAGGAAAGUUGGAAAGAAUGGCAACGAAAUGUGAGAAAGAAUCUACGUGUAGAAUUUCACUAAAUGGCUUUGUCACUCAAAAUAUUAAGAGUAGAAUAGUCACAGAGAUUCUUAAAUAUCUUCUCUACCAUCGGGAGCAGAUACCACUGCCUUUUGACCAGCUAUAUUUUCAAUACCAGCGACCGGAAAUCAAUGAAGCUGACCACAAACACACCCUGUUCAAGAAGCGGAUGACGCAACUACUGAAGGAAAGUCAAGAACUCUUUGUGAACAUCGAUUCCCUCUUCCAGGAAACCGAUAUAUCUCACAUCAUUGUCCUCUUUGGUUCGACUGUCAUAAGCCCCAAGGAGGUGUAUCACAUACGAUUCUUGAACAACGAACAAACGUCCCAAACUCUUUCCGUGAAGCACUGUGUUAGGAGCGUCGCAAGGUCGCUCAUCACCAGCUCUCCGCUCGGGGACAGCCCUCUCCCGCCGGUCACCAACAUGGUCCUAACUGCACAUGCUCCUAGGUCGUGCAACCCGACCUGGUUCAAGCCCAAGGCCAACUUCAAAGUUCCGAAAAUGGGCCGUCACUGCAACAUUGACAUUAGCUGCGGGAUGAUGCAUAGCAGAGUGUCCUCCGAAGAACACAUUUGGAUGCAGACUCCUUCUGGCAUCAAAGGUCUCAAGGACACAGUAUCUCCUAAAGCUCCAAGCGACCUUUGGUGUAGUUGAUGAAGAAAAUUAUAUAACAGAUAGUUGUUUGAUUUUAUUAAGUUACAUUCACCUUAUAGGAUAAUAGAAUGGAGUGAGCAGUGCCUUGUGAUAUACAUGUAUCUGACUUGCAAUCAGAUUCUUUAGUUCAGGGUUGCUCAUAGAUUUACCAAUACCAUUGAUAUCAAUCAUAACAUUGAUUAUGUCUGUUAUAUUGCAAGGCACUAGGCUAGAAAUUGAAUAUAAAAUUUCAAUACCUGCAGUGCUCAGUCAUCAUAGCUCUGUUUUUAUAAAUGACAUUCAUCUUUUGUGUUAUUUUUUCUACAAUGAAAUCAUGUUAAUCUUUUUAUUUUGUUGUAAUUGAAUAAUUUUAAUAUUUAUUUAUUCUUGAAGCUGAUAACUUUAUUUAGUGAUUAAGAAAAGAAAGACAUUUUAUUUGUUCCUUAAAUGCCAGCAUAGUCAAUGUUGUGGAUAAAAAUGUAUGAUUUUCCUCCUUUUUUCUGACCACUAUAUGCAAGUAUGUUCUAAUGCCCCCUGGUAUGACUACAAAUCAACAGUCCUUUUUAAAACGUGGAUGAAAAGAUGUCCAUUUAAGGAGAAUAUGGAUGAUUUGUCACGCAAUGUUCUCCUUAAUUUUAAGAUUCAAAAAGUUAUUUUGCAAUCAAGCAUUGUGGUCUAGUGGCCUUGACUCCGGCCUUUCAAUCAGAGGGUCGCGGGUUUGAAUCCCAGCCAUCGCAUUAGUUUCCUUCAGCAAGGGAUUUUAUCCACGCUGCUGCCCUCAACCCAGGAUUCGAACCCUGAAAGCUGCCAGGUUAAAGCUGGAGUGAUAAUAUCCCAUUCCUUUGAAUGUGCAUGGAGACAAUAAUGUCCUAUAUCCUGUGUAUGAUUCUUAUCAUUGAAAAUUGUCCCUAACAGCUAACCAUGUUAUUUAGCGGGCAAUCCAUCUUUUGUACAUUGCAGCAUGUGACACUGGUACUGCCAGACUGUUAAAAAUUGCUGUCGGGCCAGUAACUUUUCAGAAAAAGCCAGAUUUACUGGUCUGACAUGGCCAGUAAGAUUAUAUCUCACUGAUACAAAAUAUAUUUUCUUUUGUAAAUUAUAAAAAUGUUCUGGCCGCCUUGCAUCUAAAAAAAUGGCUCUCAUGAAUUAUGCUGUGUGUGUGUACUGCUUUCUUUUUUUUUUUUUUUUUUUUUUUGGGGGGGGGGGGUAACAAUAAGCAAUAAAAGACAGCAAAAUAAAUUCGAAGUCUUUUUAAAUAUUUUUCUUUAUUUUGGGACCAGUAAAUUUUAGGUUCGGUCCAGUAAAAAAUGGAAAAACUGGGUAUACUGGUCCGACAUGAUCAGGUCGGACCAGAAGAAAAAAGGGUUAAUGUGGAGCCCUGGUUUAUCGUAAUGAUUGGCUCUCCCUCGUGUCAUUUAGUGAAAUUAAUAUAUAUUCAUUUUAAUAUCCCUACUUGUGGAGAUGUUUUGGUGUAGUGGUUCAGUCACUUGACUCUUGCACCAAGGGUCAAGGGUUUGAAUCCCACCCAGCACUAAUGUCCUUUUGCAAGGCACUUAUCCAUGUUUGUUACUCUCCAGUCCACCCAAGUGUUUAAUUGGUACCCGGUAGGAUGUGAAUGUGUAUGGUCCUUUUCACGGUCAAGGGUGUAACUUUCAAAAUUCAAGAUCAAAAUUUCAAAAUGGACUGUCAUAAACAUUUCUACUAAAAACAGGUCAAUAAAUAUCUUAAUUCUUCAUUUCUCUCUGUUCUGGAGCUUAAUCUACUUGAGAAACCUGAAAAAAUUAUGUGCAACUGUGAAAAAUAAAAAAUAAAUGAAUAAAAUCAGUCUUUUGAUUUUAUUACCAAAAUGACAAAUUUUUUCAAGGAAAAUAUUUUCAUUUGCCAUUUUUUAUUCACAAAUUAAAUGUUCUUUGAGGUUUUUAAAAGUUUUGGAAUCAAACUUUAUUAGUUUUGUAAAAAUUUCUAUGAGUUCUUGAAAUUUAUCACAAAUUUUGAUUUUGACAACAAAGUGUUUAAAAUUACAUGUCUUCCAAGAGGAAGAGGAAAGCAAAAAUUAUUGUACAUUAACUUCUCCAUGAAUGUUUAUUACUACCACAAAUCCCAUGGAAAUCAGAUACCAAGUAAGAAAGUUGGAAAUUUCUCACAAGUGUGUUUCGGAGGCUUCAGUUAACAUAAGUAUGUGUUUCGGAGACUUCAGUCAUGUUAGCACUAUAAAAGUCCCUUAUUAAAGUUGAUUACUUUUACAACUCUACCUUUUUCAUAUGGCAUAUCAGUUAUAAGACUGAAUGCAAACAAAAUCAAACAAACUAAUGUCUUGUGAAUGGGAAAAUGUGAAUGGGAAAAUGUAAUUCACGAAUGUUAACUAUUACACAAAGACCAAUGCCUUGUUGCUAAGAUAGGUAAACAUUCAGCUUUAAAGGGAAUAUAGUAAUAGAAAUACAUCUAACUACAGAAAAGAAUAUUUAUGAUGCAUAAACAAAGUGAUGAAAUGCCGAAACUUGUGUUUCAGUGGCUUUGCUAGGGUUCACAGAGUGUUUCGGAGACUUCAAACAUGUUAACAUAUUGCAUUUUCCAUCAUUUAGCUAACAGAUUAUUUAAAUUUUAACACUUGUUUAUUGUUAUGUUAAAUCCAAUUAUUAAAAAAAAUCCCAAAUUAUCUGUUAAGUUCAAUGCAGAAAGUUGGUUGGCAAUUAAUUUGUUAUAUGCCUUUAGUGUUUAGGAACAUAGCCAUGAGCAAUCAUGUACGUGCAAUUAUUGAUACUGCACUUUCUGAUUUACUUAAUAGCAAUUUACUUUGCAUUAUACAACAACAAGCUGUUUAAAAAAGUACAUACAAUACAUGUAAGUUAUAUGUACAUGAUUAUAAUUCAAAACAAUUGUUGGUAUUGGAAUCACUUGUAGUGAAUGGUGUUAGGGUAAUUCUAUUUAUGGCAAAAGUACUAACUAUCCACCUAUACCUACCUAGAGCUCAAGCUCAUAAAAUUAAUCAAAUUAUAGUUGAAAAAAAAUUGUUAAUCAUAGGACAUUAUUGUCAACACAGUCUUCUCAAGGAUUUAGUUAGUUAUUUUCUCAAUAUCUAAGUUUUAAAUCAUGCUUUGCUUUUAUCUUGAUCUUUUGUCAUCUUUGGCACUUGGUUUUCUUCCCACCUUUUUUCUUAAUGAAGACAUACAUCGUAAGCUGUACAUAAAGUAUUUAUAAACAAAUCAUAUAAAAUCACAUUCUAAAUUGCAUCUAAAUAUACCUUUCAAAACUUAAUAUUUUUGUAGAGACAACCUGGCAAUUGAAAUCUAAGUAUGAGACAAAAUUGUGAGCAGCUUUUGUAUAAAUUCAACUGAAAUGAAAAUCCUUCAAGGCAAACAGAUUGCAAUACAUCUGUCACAGAAAGUAAUUUAAGAAAGUUUCCUUUAAGCCUAAAACUUAUAAUGGUAUAUGGCAAAGAGAAUGAAGCCUCUGAAUCAUACGAGAAUUUACAUGUACAUGUCUCAGAUGCCUUGAUAUUUGAGAAAAUGCAAAGAUUAAUUUUAAAUAUUUGUAUAUUAAAGUGUUCCUAAAUUGUUCCUAAAUAUUACAUAAUUUACAUUGUAUAUUUGUGCGCAUGUGUGUAAGUAUGCACGUAUCUACACAAUAAAGUAACCUAAAUUUGAUAGAGGGUAACACAUGUUUACAACUGUAAAAUUGAAUCACAAAUACAAGUUCUUUUGUAUAUCAUUAAAAAUAUGAAAAUCUGAUGAAGACAUGCUCAUUCCUGUAAUUUUAGAGAUCAAAACCAAACGUGCUGUUGAAAAAAUGCCAAAUUUUUCUUAUCCAGGACAUUGGAAUAACACAAAAUACCGGCGGUGUUAACUCUUCUUUGAAGCCUCCAAAACAAGUGUUAACAUAAGUUUAGGAUGCCUGUUAAUUUGGGAAAAUGCAGAGCUUUAUUUUGAGCCACUGUAUAUUACAAUAUUAACGUUACAUGGUUUAUAUGUGUGAACUUUCUUUCUUUUAGUUAAUGUGUAAUUUUUAUAUAUUCUGAGUUAGAAAUAGGGAAAUGCAUGUUUUAUGAGUGGAAAAUACCAUCUCAAAUACUUAGCUCAGGUAUAACUUAAAAAAUAUUAUUAAUUCAUAAAAUGAAAUAUGUUUCUGUUCUUUAGUAGAUCAAAAACAACCAAAAUAAAUUUAAAAUGUGAACACUCUCUUAUCUAUGAAUUCAGAAUAACAAAAAAACAUGUGUUAACUGAUGUUUGAAGCCUCCAAAACAGAAUUUUUAUGUUAUCAGCGAGUUCUGAAAAAAAUUGAAUUGAUAUACAUACAAUUUCUACCUGAGGCCAGUCUAUACAACAUAACAUAUGAUUAUAAUACAGAUUUAACCUGAAAAUUUUUGAUUGAAGUAACAAAAAAAUCAAAACAAGUGAUUUGACUGUUUCGGAGGCUUCAAGUGUUUCGGAGGCUUCAACUGUUAACGGAAAGUUUGUAUCAUCUCUUAUUUUCAAACAGCAAGGAAUAUCUCUGCUAUUUAUUGACAGGUGAACUAGGUGUCCAGAUACUACAAUGUGAUGUAUUGAUUGGUCAAGUUCCUUCGUUCAUAUUUAUAUGAGCGGUCUGUAAAGUUUGUUUCGGAGGCUUCAAAACAGUUAACGGAAAAUUUACCUUCAUCAGUUAGGCUUUGAAAAAAUUGUAAAAAGAAGUGUGAUCAAAGAUAUUUUGUUAUUAUUUGGAAGUUUAUACUUCAAAUGUUGCAUAAAGGUCCUAGGGAGCAGAAUUUAAUUUUUUUUAAACCACUGCUCGGAAUACAAAGUUUGUUAGCUAAUGUUAACGGAAAAUGAAGCCUCCGAAACAACAAAUUAGACCACCCUGUUCUCAAAAAUAAAGAAGCAGUCACACUAAUAACCUAUCUGGUAUUUUUCAUUGAACAUCUAACUUCACAUUCUGCAUAACAAAAGUAAUCCUCAACAUUCCAGAAAUAAUACAGGGCAUUACAAAAAAGUCUAUGUAUUUUAUGUACACAAAAAAGGUGCAACUUUGGGUACUUAUGUGCCUGCCAAAAUUGAACGAAGUAAUGAGUGAAGAUGUCUAUGCUACCCGAGGUAGCACUCAUUGAGGUCACUCAUAUGCCAAAGCAUCUUCAAAUUAUGUGGCUUUAUGAGAAUGCUACAGAUAAAAACAUUGAAAUUUCAGAGUUACACCAUAUAUUGUGAAAAUGACCGUAUAUGAUUAGAUUGGCAUGUGUGCACUGGUAACAAACAGUUGCUUGGCCAGGAUGCUCCCCAGGGAGUGGAAAUGGUGCACUUUAUGUGUGGAUCCAGUGACAGGGGUAAUAAAAGUGUUUAGAAACAAAGUACAUAUGAAGUGCUAUAUAUAUACAGUAAAUGUAACUAAAUUUUUUAUUUUUUUGUUUUAUUAUUAUGAAUUUUUCUUUAAAAGACAUCUUACAAAUUAUAUUAUAGAUGUGAGACUUUAUCCAGUUGUAAGUACAAUAAAUAAACGAAUUCCAAUAGAAUUUUACAGAAUGACUACAAAUUGUUUGUAGGUAUAAAUACAUCUUAAUAUCAAAAUAAUGUCAAUGCACGAUGCAGGAAAAAGUUGAGAAAUUAUUCCGUAAAUUGAAAAAUAUGCCAAGAUAUUCUGCCAUUAUAUGGGUCUACAUGUACAUGGGUCUAUAUGGCAACAUCUUUGUCAUGAAUGAAUUUAACUGACAUGCUGUCCCAAAAUACUUUUCUUUCUUUUAAACUUGUUCGAUAUGUCCAUAAUUCUGUGCAAUCUUUGCUUGAUAUUUACUUGGAUAUUUGCAAACUGUAGAUGGUUCCAACUGCUACACAACCCAAUGAUUUUUUUAAAACGAUAUAAUAUCCAAAAGUAGAUGUAAAGUCCAGGAAAUAUAAAAAUAUCCAGCAUUAAUUUAUAAUUUGUUUAUUUGGGAUUUUUAUAAAAAAAUAAGUACUAUGUAAAGUAGAAAAUAUAGUGUUAUAUUUCAGUCUCAGGCAACAAAAGGGCCUCAAAAUUGGUUAUGAAGGUCAAAGAAUGAAACUAGAAUUUAAUCUCUCAUAUCAUUCACCAGGGGGG